AUGGCUAGAGAUGGGGACGUGCCUACUAUUUUCAAUCCUAAGAGAGUACGCACGCCGUCUGUUAUAAUAACUAGCGAAGAAGUGGAAAGUGAGCAGGGCGGUGAUGUUGAGCGCGACCGUCCAAACGGGCCUCCGACGCCGAUAAGUCCUAGGGCGCCGCUGACUCCGCAGACUUCGGUGUCGUCAGCUCCACCCUUGACCACCCAGCCGUCACUACAGCAGGCCUACAGCGAAUCUGCAGCAAGCAGUCAGGAUGAAGAGCGCCAAUUACGAGAUAAGAAGUGCCCGCGUUCAUGCUGUUCCAAAGUAGCCAAAAAGAUUUACUAUGGCCUCUGUGUCACAACAACGAUUGUUGUUUCCUGGGUGACUGUCACCCAAUCCAUAAAAUACAUGUAUCUUCAGAAGUAUUCACAUGCGGACAUCUUUUUGGGUGGUACAGAAUCGCCAAUUAAUAAUAAUUAUACAUCUAGAAUUCCAACACAUCACCAUUUCAAUGCCCCAUUCUUCACUGCAUGGUUCUGUACAAACUGGCUUAUAUUUUUCUACCCUCUUUACUUAAUAAUUAUGCUUAUUCACAACAAAUGUAAAUCAGCUAAUACCAUUGUGGGUGAUGCUUUCACGGACUUUAAGGAAAAGGGAUUCACUUUUGCCCGAUUUCUAAGUCGUUGCGGUUUAUUCUGCUUGUUGUGGGUGGUGACCAUAUAUAUGUAUACAUAUGCCUUGAAGAUACUUCUGUCUACUGAUGUGGUAGCAUUGUUUGCUACUAAUGUGUCCUGUGUGUAUCUUCUAUCUUGGGUGAUACUCCAUGAGCAGUUUGUUGGUGUGAGGAUAGUGGCGGCCAUCCUGUGUGACACAGGUAUAGCUCUCCUAGCAUAUAUGGAUGGUAUCACGGGUAGUUCAACAUUGGGUGGUGUGGUGCUUGCCGCUUGUGCUGCCGCUGGGUUUGCUAUAUUCAAGGUACUGUUCCGUAAGGUGAUGGGCGAGGUGAGUAGCGGCCAGCGUGCGUUGUUCUUCUCUGUGCUGGGCGUUGUGAACGCGACCUUACUGUGGCCGGUCAGUCUUGCUCUAUGUCUGACUGGCGCUGAACAGCUACCGGCUUUGAGGAUGCCCUGGGUGCCGCUGUUGUUGGCCAGUGUUGCACUGCUUGUUUUCCACCUCGUGUUCCAGUUCGGCAACCUCAUGACCUACAACAUCUUCGUGUCCUUGGGGCUCAUAGCGGCCGUCCCAGUAUCUGCUGGUCUGGACGUGGUGUUGUACGGUGUUGAGUUCGAGGGCAUGAAGCUGGCGGGCAUCAUACUGAUAGCUGUGGGCUUCUUCCUCGUCAUGUUCCCUGACAACUGGCCCGACUACAUCAUGAGGUUGCUACGGUGGAGCAGAAGUCGCCAAACAGCGCAGGCCGGCGGCCGGCGUCGAGACGCCGUCGACUAUCGCACCGGGUACAUACGGUCACAUCUGAGGUCACCUUCGGGCAGGGUGCGUUAG
This is a messenger RNA of Danaus chrysippus (African queen), 1482 nucleotides long. NCBI's taxonomy places the organism in Eukaryota, Metazoa, Arthropoda, Insecta, Lepidoptera, Nymphalidae. The record is from the annotation of a GenBank genome assembly.